Closterium sp. Yama58-4 is the source of this 3285-nucleotide messenger RNA. Lineage: Eukaryota; Viridiplantae; Streptophyta; Zygnematophyceae; Desmidiales; Closteriaceae. The record is from the annotation of a GenBank genome assembly.
GCAUGGCAGUCAGCCUACGGGCUGGACUCCCCCUCUCUUCUGCCGCCCAAGGCCAUCUCCCUCGCGCGCAACCUCCCGCCGCCCGCACACCUGGAGGACUGCACCGCCCGCACGUCCGCCAGACAGGGCGCCGAGAGGGCCGGGGCGGCGUGGGCGGUGCCGGGCGGCAACGGCUCGUCCUGUUGUGGAUGCUCCCCGCAGCCACCAUGGGUAUUUGGCCCCGACGACAACAACUUGGCCCUCACGCGCACAGUGCAGCGGGACAUCUGGCUCUCUCAGUUCCCCCCGGGCUCCUGUGAUGGAAAACGCCUGCUCAUUGUGCCCUGGGUGCUGGAGAGUGGUUCGGAGGGAUUGGGAGGUGUGGAGGGGCUGGCUCUGCAGGUGCAUGUGAUGGGUGCGCUGCUGGGGUUGGCGGUGGAGACAGGGCGAGUGCUUGUCCCCCUCUCUGGCUCCUUUAGCUAUGCCAACAACUCCGCCUGCAAAGCCAUGGGGCAGCACGGCCAGUGGGGGUGCUACUUCUCCCCCAUCGCCUCCUCCGACUGCGCCAAGCGCGCACAGAAGGAGAUGCAGAGCGGUUCACUGCGGUCGCGGUGCAGCGGCAGGCACAUCCGCAACGUGGCUCUUUCAGCGGAGCCCAUAGUCUGUCUGCACCCCGACUUCGACCACAACGAACUCAAACUGCACGCUGCUGUCGUCACCAAAUGGGGAGCGCCCCACCUGCAGCGUCCAGAUACACUGUACCGCCCAACAUGCCGCCCCCCCACUCCUGACAACCCCUCCCUCUCCGUGCCUCAGGUGCGUUGGUGGCGAGCCCAGGCCACCCGAUUCCUCAUGCGCUGGCCCUCCCUGCAUCUCUGCCACGUCACCAACCUCAUCCGCCACGUCAGCAUCAGCCACCACGUGGCUGCCAGGCUGGCAUUCUUUGAGGACACGCAGGCAGAGAUCAUAAGAGACGUGGCUGCUGACACGGCAGGGGAAAGCGCCAGGUCAGAUGUGAGGAAGAGCAAACAGGCCAAGGAGUUACAAGGCAUGGAGUUGGGUAAAGGGGUGGAGAUAGAGAGUGUUAGCAAAGCUUCUUGGGCCACUAUAGGGGGGAGAUGCAGUGUGUGUGAGGAGGAAGGGUGGACAGGGGAGGUGAUGGGUGGAGGAGGGGGUGGAGAUAGUUGGGAUAUGCAAGCAGGGUUGAGUUUUGCUAAUGUGAAGAAGGCAGGGUUGGAGAAGAAAGAGAAGCAUGUGCUUUACUACGUGCAGAAGCAGAACAAUUUAGUGGUUGGGGUGGGUCGAGAGCCGUACGUCAUGCGGCCGCUAGCGAGCCUGAUUAUAGGGGGUACAUCUGGAGAGGGGAAUGGAGAGGGGAAGGGAGUAGCAGGUGGAGUCCGAGGAGAGGUGGAGAAGGAGGUGGAAGGGAGGAGAUUAGAGGAGGAAGAGGAUGAGGGAGUGGAGGGGGAGGGUGGUGCAGAGGGGAAUGGUGGAGAAGUGGGGAAAGAUGGAGCAGAGAAGAAAGGUGGAGCAGAGGUGAAGGCUGGAGCAAGCAUUGGGGCAGGAGGAGCAGGAGCGGGAGGGGCAGGAGCGGGAGGGGCAGGAGGGGGGGGAGGGGGCAGGGAGACUGGCAUGGUGAGCGCGCUCAUGUACCACGUGCAUCAGCUGCGACUGCUGGAACCCCACCUCGCCCACGUGUGGCUGCACACACCCUCCCAGUGCGUGCACUCCUGGUUCGCCCACUCGUCCUUCCAUUCCUGCCAUCACCUUCCCUCACCUGCCAUCACCUUCCCUCACCUGCCAUCACCUUCCCUCACCUGCCAUCACCUUCCCUCACCUGCCAUCACCUUCCCUCACCUGCCAUCACCUUCCCUCACCUGCCAUCACCUUCCCUCACCUGCCAUCACCUUCCCUCACCUGCCAUCACCUUCCCUCACCUGCCAUCACCUUCCCUCACCUGCCAUCACCUUCCCUCACCUGCCAUCACCUUCCCUCACCUGCCAUCACCUUCCCUCACCUGCCAUCACCUUCCCUCACCUGCCAUCACCUUCCCUCACCUGCCAUCACCUUCCCUCACCUGCCAUCACCUUCCCUCACCUGCCAUCACCUUCCCUCACCUGCCAUCACCUUCCCUCACCUGCCAUCACCUUCCCUCACCUGCCAUCACCUUCCCUCACCUGCCAUCACCUUCCCUCACCUGCCAUCACCUUCCCUCACCUGCCAUCACCUUCCCUCACCUGCCAUCACCUUCCCUCACCUGCCAUCACCUUCCCUCACCUGCCAUCACCUUCCCUCACCUGCCAUCACCUUCCCUCACCUGCCAUCACCUUCCCUCACCUGCCAUCACCUUCCCUCACCUGCCAUCACCUUCCCUCACCUGCCAUCACCUUCCCUCACCUGCCAUCACCUUCCCUCACCUGCCAUCACCUUCCCUCACCUGCCAUCACCUUCCCUCACCUGCCAUCACCUUCCCUCACCUGCCAUCACCUUCCCUCACCUGCCAUCACCUUCCCUCACCUGCCAUCACCUUCCCUCACCUGCCAUCACCUUCCCUCACCUGCCAUCACCUUCCCUAACCUGCCAUCACCUUCCCUAACCUGCCAUCACCUUCCCUCACCUGCCAUCACCUUCCCUCACCUGCCAUCACCUUCCCUCACCUGCCAUCACCUUCCCUCACCUGCCAUCACCUUCCCUCACCUGCCAUCACCUUCCCUCACCUGCCAUCACCUUCCCUCACCUGCCAUCACCUUCCCUCACCUGCCAUCACCUUCCCUCACCUGCCAUCACCUUCCCUCACCUGCCAUCACCUUCCCUCACCUGCCAUCACCUUCCCUCACCUGCCAUCACCUUCCCUCACCUGCCAUCACCUUCCACCCGAACGGCGCCGCCCCUCUCACAUCCACUCUACCUAGUUGCUCCGCCCCUGCCCUGCUCGCAUCUCCACCCUACCAUCCCCACUCUCCCAUGCCCCCUCCCCUAUCUCACACCAUUCAUCCCUCACUCCUUCCCCCCUGUUGCUCAAAACAUUUCCACCAGGCUCUGAUAACCAAGGCAUCCAACUACCGUGAUUGGACGUUCCUCCAUUCCACCAAUCAGACAAGCCCUGCACCCACCGCACAAGACUCAGGAGCAGCAGCAGUACCGACAACAGAAGCAAGGGCGCUGGCAAGCCUGCUGGUGGCGUCUCAGGGGGAUUUCUUUGUGGGCGGGCUCAGGUCGCACUGGGGAAGGCUGGUAAAUGAGUUGCGGUCCACUAACGGCCGCCUCUUUAAUGUGUUUGUUGCCAUGGAUGAUGAUGAAUGGUGA